AUGUAAAAGAAUAGAAAAACUUUUGCUAUUGUUGGUUCAACUUUCGUUGUAGCAGCACUUUGUGGCUUCUUAAUGAUUAACUAAGAAGGCAAUAUUCUUUAAAGCUCUAACUUCCUCAUUGAUCCAAAUACAGAUGAUCUCUAUCUGUUCAAUUAGUUUGCUACAGAAUAUAGCAAGAGCUUUAAGACUCUUCCAGAAUUCAAGGAAGCACUAACAAACUUCAAAGCUCAGAAUGAUGCUAUCAAAAAAUAUAAUGCCAACUCUAAGGACACAAAACUUGGCUUGAAUCAAUUUUCUGACUGGCCAGCUGCUAGAUAUGCCGAGAUAAGCAGAAUCAAAUAAUUUAAAAAGGAAGACUAAAACAAUCAAACUUCUAAUAUCACAAGGAGUAGUGAUCUUGGUAAGAUAGCUGAUGACUUGUCGAAAUAAGAUAAAACAAGUAAUAAUUCAAGAAAACUCUAAGCCAUUCCAGCAAACUUUGAUCACAGAUAAAGAAAUAUUAUUACUUCAGUGAAGAACCAAUUAAACUGCGGCUCAUCUUACGCCUUCGCUGCAAUGGCUUAAGUUGAAAGUUAUUACCUAAUGACCAAUCCGACAAAACAUAAAAACGUCGAUCUCUCAGAAUAAUUCUUAGUCGAUUGCUCAUACGGAUUUAUGGGCAAGAAUUUCGGAUGCAGUGGAGGUACAGUCGCCCACACAUAUAUUUUCAUGACAAGAUACUUCUACCCCAAGGAAUCAGUAUAUCCCUAUAGUGGAAAACUUUAAGCCUGUAACUCUGCAGCCUAAAGUAAAAAUCCCUAUGGAUAUGUUUCUAACGCUAUAAUUAUGACAACCACAAGCUCAGCAGCACUGAUGCAAGUUGUUUACUAAAUGCCCGUAGUUGCAUUAGUUGCUUCUUCAUCAUCUGUUUUCAGAAACUACAAGACUGGCAUUAUCACUUCCUCUCAAUGCACUGGAAAUCUUGAUUUAGCAGUGCUGAUUGUUGGCUGGGGCACAUCUGGCACUGUUAAGUACUGGAUAAUUAAAAAUUAAUGGGGCACAACUUGGGGAGAAAAUGGUUACGCUAAAAUUCAAAUGACAGAUCAGAGAGGAACCUGCGGUAUUAAUCAAGAGCUCUACGUUUCUUACGCAGUUUGA
Stylonychia lemnae is the source of this 1137-nucleotide messenger RNA. NCBI's taxonomy places the organism in Eukaryota, Ciliophora, Spirotrichea, Sporadotrichida, Oxytrichidae. The record is from the annotation of a GenBank genome assembly.